Messenger RNA from Glycine soja, 1234 nucleotides. Its product is annotated as lignin-forming anionic peroxidase-like. Gene Ontology annotation, molecular function: heme binding; peroxidase activity. Lineage: Eukaryota; Viridiplantae; Streptophyta; Magnoliopsida; Fabales; Fabaceae. The transcript has 4 exons. The record is from RefSeq and is a predicted model, not a curated record. Bases 104 to 1075 code for a protein of 323 amino acids. Gene Ontology annotation, biological process: hydrogen peroxide catabolic process; response to oxidative stress.
UUCUUGUAUCAAAUUAACAUUAUUUCAUUACUUCUCUUCAUUUUUAAGUUAAAUAUAUUCAAUUCAUUGCAAUUUAAGCUUCGAACAAAAGUGAUAUAUAUUUAUGGCGUAUAGAACUUUAAGUAUCACAAGUUUUGUAAUAUUCAUACUUGUGUUGCUAGGCACAAUAUGUGAUGCAAAAUUGUCAUCAACAUUUUAUGACAAUACAUGCCCCGAUGCACUUAGCACAAUCAGAACUGUGAUUCGUAGAGCAGUUUCUAAGGAACGCCGCAUGGCUGCUUCUCUCAUACGCCUUCAUUUUCACGAUUGUUUUGUUCAGGGUUGUGAUGCAUCAAUUUUGCUUGACGAUAGCACCUCUAUCGAGAGCGAAAAGACUGCGCUUCAGAAUGUUAACUCAGUAAGAGGAUUUAAUGUCAUCGAUCAAGCAAAAACUGAGGUGGAGAAAGUAUGUUCCGGAGUGGUGUCAUGUGCUGACAUUAUGGCAGUAGCAGCACGAGAUGCAUCAUUUGCUGUGGGUGGUCCAUCAUGGACUGUGAAACUUGGACGAAGAGAUUCUACCACCGCAAGCAAAAGUUUAGCUUCUAGUGACCUUCCACUUUUUACAGACGAUCUUGACACUCUCAUCUCUAGAUUCAAUAGCAAGGGACUCACUGCCAGAGACAUGGUUACUCUAUCUGGUGCCCACACAAUUGGACAAGCUCAAUGCUUCACAUUUCGUGGAAGGAUAUACAACAAUGCAAGUGACAUUGAUGCAGGAUUUGCUAGCACUCGUAGACGUGGUUGUCCUUCCCUCAAUAACAAUGAUAAUAAUAAGAAAUUGGCAGCACUGGACUUGGUGACGCCCAAUUCAUUUGAUAACAACUACUUCAAGAAUUUGAUUCAAAAGAAGGGACUUCUUCAAUCAGAUCAAGUUCUAUAUAGUGGAGGAUCUACAGAUUCUAUUGUGUCUGAGUACAGCAAAAAUCCAACAACUUUUAAGUCUGACUUCGCUGCUGCUAUGAUAAAAAUGGGAGAUAUUGAACCAUUAACUGGAUCAGCUGGAAUGAUAAGAAAGAUAUGUAGCUCUAUAAACUAAUUUAGUUCUUGGACACAUAUCAAUUGGCAUUGUGUUGUUUAAAGUUUCCCUAAAAUUAUUUAAUAAGUGUUGCAUAUACUUAUCAAUUCAUUUAAGUGUAAUUAGUGUCUUUGUUUCAUUGAUCAAUAAAGUGUAAGUUUCAUUGUUUCUCUUAAUUUA